ACUAUUAUAUCACCCACAAUGCGUCACGUGCCUAGCGUGGACCAAUCACACGGUGUUUGACGUCAGGGGGCGUUUAUUGCUUCUGACGUUUUGCGACUUAGCUACAGAGGUUAAGGUCGCUGCGCAGCCAAAUGUUGUCCUCCGUUAUUGCGAAAAGACUGAUGACAGGGAUCUGCCAGACAGCAUGGAGACCUGUGGUCACUGGUCUGGUCCCGACCUGUUGUUAUCGUGGCGAUGCACCUGAUGAUACCAGGACUGACCUGAUUGAAAUACCGUUGCCCCCCUGGGAGGACAAGCCUGGAGAGCCCAUUGACAUCAAGAGACGGCGCCUGCUGUACGAGAGCCGUAAAAGGGGCAUGUUGGAGAACUGCAUACUGCUCAGCCUUUUUGCCAAGCGAUACUUGAAUACGAUGAGUGAGAUCCAGCUGCAGCAGUAUGACAGAAUAAUCAAUGAACCCAGCAAUGACUGGGACAUCUACUACUGGGCAACAGAGGCUCAGCCCACACCAGACAUUUACCAAGGAGAGGUCAUGGAGAUGCUAAAGGAGUUCACAAAGAAUCGCAAUCAGGAGCAGAGGUUGGAUGCCCCCAGUUUGGAAUACCUAGAAAAAGAAGGUUAACGUGGAUGAGCAAUCAGACAGUUGUGUUCAAUUUAUUGUGGGCCACAAUACAGUGAUAACAUUUUAUUCUUGUUAUAGAAGUGCAUUGCUGAUAAAGCAUCACUAUGUGAGAUACAUUUUGUUAAGAUGGAUUUAAGUUAUGAUCCUAGGCAGCACAACAUUCAUUUUGCCUAGGAUUGAAACAAUCUUGUUUUUUGUGCUGCAGUUAUGAUGUGACCAUCACAAGAAUGUUAUUUCAUCAAUAUUGA
Messenger RNA from Hippocampus zosterae (dwarf seahorse), 868 nucleotides. RefSeq names its product succinate dehydrogenase complex assembly factor 2 (gene sdhaf2). Gene Ontology annotation, cellular component: mitochondrion. The transcript is spliced from 4 exons. NCBI's taxonomy places the organism in Eukaryota, Metazoa, Chordata, Actinopteri, Syngnathiformes, Syngnathidae. The record is from RefSeq and is a predicted model, not a curated record. Gene Ontology annotation, biological process: mitochondrial electron transport, succinate to ubiquinone; tricarboxylic acid cycle; protein-FAD linkage. The coding region runs from base 132 to 620 and encodes 162 amino acids.